Molecule: messenger RNA, 1791 nt
Organism: Metopolophium dirhodum (rose-grain aphid)
Lineage: Eukaryota; Metazoa; Arthropoda; Insecta; Hemiptera; Aphididae
Exons: 4
Coding region: 1279-1791 (170 amino acids)
Source: RefSeq, a predicted model, not a curated record
UAUACUGUAGACGUGGUGUAAUUCAUUUUAGUAUUAUUACUCUAUGGUGUAAUUAUAACGUAUUAUUGUUACUUGAUCAUAACUUAACAAAAAAAAAAGAAAACAGCUUAUAUUAUAGUAGUGACUAAAAGUGAGAGUUGAGAAACCGUCUUUCAACUACUUCUAUUUUAAUGUUUUUAUUUUAAAUAAUCUAUGAAAAAAAAUCUUUAAGUCUAAACACUCAAUACCCAUAGUAAUAUUAUAAAACUGUAUUAUCAUUACAACAAUAAAUUGUUAUUAUUCUAUUUUAUUUUUUAAAAAAAAGAAAUAUGAUGUUAAAUUAAAUAAUAACAAUAAAAAAAAAAAGUACUUACAUAGCUUGUAGAAAUUGAGGUACUUUUUCUAAGUAUGAUGGCUGGUCUAUUUGUUAGAGUUGUUUUGACAAUCUUUUGACUGGCUAUUGAAGAUGUUUGGUAAACUGCUGGCUGGCUGUUGUUUUGGCGAAGAAGACUGUUCUGCUGCUGGCUGCUCUUGGAACUGCUGUUGCUUGAACUGAUGACGAUAAGCUAAGAAAUUCUGGGUUUUAUACCCGAAAAUAACCCUCUCUUCUCUCAUUAGAAUUUUUUGUGAUGGAUUUAAACAUUUCAACUUAUUUUACAUCCUGUUUUAAUAUUAUAAUGGCAUUGACAUUAAGUAAAUGUGAAAACAUUUGACUGAGCAGGUUAUAUUAGCAGCAAUUUAGAUUCAUUUAAUAUAAUUGGUUUUUGAGAAUGAAUGUAUACAUUCUAAGCAUUGACAUUUAGUAAAUGUGAUAACAUUUGGCUGGACAGGUUAUGUUAGCAACAAUUAAAAUUCAUAUAAUGUAAUUGGUUUUUGAGAAUGAAUGUAUACAUUCUAAUUUAUUUUAAAUCCUGUUUGUAAUAAUUUAAAUUCAUGUAAUGUAAUUUGCUGUUGUAUAUGAACAUGUUUCAGCACCCAUCUAAGGUAAGGUUAUUGUAGAAAUUUAUUCAAGGAGGGUAUUGACCAUGGUAAAAGGUGAAUGUCAUAAACAUUUGGCUGGGAUAGGUUAUGUUAGCGUCAAUUUAAAGUCAUGUAAUGUGAUUUUGCUGUUGUACCUGUAUGUUCAUGUUUUAGCAGGUUUCUAUAAUGUAAGGCUAUGACCAUUUGUAUACUUAAUUAUUGAAGUAGUGGUAAAAAUCUGUGUAUAAAAGACAGAGGGUAUUCUCUAAUAUUCACCAGUCUUCAAGAUUUCAUCCCAGGACAAGAAGCUCAGUUCAACAGAAAUACUACCAAAAUAAAAUGUCGUACCGUACAAUUGCUUCAACUGAUUCAGAGAAUGAACAUUUUAGCGAAUCAAUUGAUAUAAGACCGUCUUUUUCAAAAACAAAACCUGGAUCAAAACGUUCUGCAGAAAAAACAAGUGUUAAAAAACCUAUGAAAAAGAAGCAGAAUAAAAUGAAUGCAUCAUACAGAGAUAAUAUCAGCGAACGCUUGAGAUCAGAAGAUUUUGAUGUUGAAGUAUUUAAUUCGCUAACAUUCAGACAAGGAGAUGGCGUUGUGACAAUAAAGACGCCUUUUGAAGAAAAAGGAAAGGAUCUUUGGGUGCUAAGUCAUUAUAAGGUUACUAACAUCGAGAAUGUACCAGUAAAGGACAGAUGGAAGUUCAGUGAAGCUACUGUUAGAUUGUACACGACCGACGAAUCAAAAGAUCAAACACUUCAUACUGGUCUUAAUGAGACAAUGCAAAUUAUAUUUGAUAAAUUACUAACCGAUCCAAAGCGUCAAACUAUUAAAAGCAAGACGGUUGUUUGA